Esox lucius (northern pike) is the source of this 2958-nucleotide messenger RNA. It is a transcript of the gene stoml2, whose product is annotated as stomatin (EPB72)-like 2. The transcript has 10 exons. The record is from RefSeq and is a predicted model, not a curated record. Gene Ontology annotation, cellular component: membrane. The coding region runs from base 343 to 1416 and encodes 357 amino acids. Lineage: Eukaryota; Metazoa; Chordata; Actinopteri; Esociformes; Esocidae.
AAAGGAGUGCAUAUGGAAAAUACUGGAAUAUCGGACUCAGGUUGUUUUAAAGGCCACAUAAUUAUAUUAAAAAUAUCAUAAUAUGUUAACGUAACGUUUUUAGCAAUAUUUUCUGUAUAUAUAAUUUCAACGUAUAUUUAUGGCAGUAAUUUACUUAUUACCGUUUCACCUGGAACGUUCCGUUUCCACAAAAAGGGGGACACUUUUGAUCAAUGCUCUCCAAGUUGAUGUAAUUUCUGUUUCCUAGCUCGGCAAGGGUCACACAUGAGAGCAUAAUUCAUACGUUUUUCCACUUAGCUAAAACACAUAGCUACUCAUUGGUGUCUAUAUUAGAAUAAGAAAAUGCUCCGAACAUUUUGCCGGACCAGCGGUGUCCUUUUAAAGCAUUCCCAGAGGUCAGUGCCCACAGUGCCAGCGUUGUGGGCGACACAAGCCCAGCACCGAUGGGCAUCCAGUUUGCCCAUGAACACGGUGGUUUUGUUUGUGCCACAACAAGAAUCCUGGGUUGUGGAAAGGAUGGGUCGCUUCCAUCGCAUCCUUGAGCCGGGCUUGAAUUUUUUAAUUCCAAUCCUGGACAAAAUUCGUUAUGUGCAAAGUCUUAAAGAGAUUGUUAUUGAUGUUCCAGAGCAGUCUGCAGUCUCUUUAGAUAAUGUCACACUGCAGAUUGAUGGAGUCCUCUAUCUUAGGAUAUUGGAUCCUUUUAAGGCCAGCUAUGGAGUUGAGGACCCAGAGUACGCUGUCACCCAGCUUGCCCAGACCACGAUGCGCUCGGAGCUGGGAAAGCUGACUCUUGACAAAGUAUUCAGGGAAAGAGAGACCCUGAACACCAACAUAGUCCAUUCCAUCAAUCAGGCGUCUGAUGACUGGGGGAUUCGUUGCCUUCGAUACGAGAUCAAGGACAUACACGUUCCCCCUCGUGUCAAAGAGUCCAUGCAGAUGCAGGUGGAGGCAGAGCGGAAAAAGAGAGCCACUGUGCUGGAGUCUGAAGGGCACAAGGAAGCAGCCAUAAACGUUGCUGAGGGUCGCAAGCAAGCUCAGAUCCUGGCGUCAGAAGGAGAGAAAACAGAACAGAUUAACAAAGCAGCUGGUGAGGCCAAUGCUGUGUUAGCCAAAGCAGAGGCCAAGGCUAAGGCAAUCCGUCUGCUGUCAGAAGCUCUAGCUGAACAGAAUGGAAAUGCGGCAGCCUCUCUCAGUGUGGCAGAGCAGUACGUCUCCGCCUUUGCCAAUCUGGCCAAAGAGUCCAACACCAUCCUGCUGCCCUCCAACUCUGGCGACAUCAGUGGCAUGGUCACACAGGCUAUGACUAUUUACGGCAGCCUGGCCAAACAAAGCUCAAAGAAGGUAGAGUCGGUGUCCUCUGUGAAUCCAGAGUGGGCGGUUCAGAAGGAGGAGCCUGCACAACCAACCCAGCAGUGAUGGACGUCAACAGAGCUGUGUUUUAGCAAAGUUAAACACAGAACAGGAGGCAGGGCCAGACAACCAUCAGGCACUGGGGCAUUGUUGCCUGGUCAGCGUCACCACACUCUGGCCAAUAGGACACACUAAACCGCUGAAUAUGGGAGGACGUUGAAAGAAGACUUUGGGUGGGGUUUAUGACCUGGAAACAUCGAUUUAAUUUGGGGUGGAUUCAUGUCAAUUUUUCUUUACGUGUUAUUGUACAUGCACAUGUCCCUGUUACUGAUGCAUGAGCUGAUGUAUUGAUGAUCUCUUUGAGCCAAUGGUCAAAACACUGCAGUGUUGCUGUUGACCUAUGGUAAAUGAGUAACCUUGUUUAGAAUAUUCUAAAUGAUGUCCCUCAUGUGCUUGAUUUGAUAAGAUGGGACCUGUUUAAGUGAUGUUUGGAUGAUUCUCCUGUCUUUUUUUAUAUUUUACUUUGUCCAAAUCCCAAGUCUGCCUUUCGGCCCUACACCAUAUCCACUUGUGGAGAUCUGAUGACAUUGUAAGCGAUACCAUAAUGGCGCCCUCUUGCCCUCCAGGCUUGGGUAAAGUUUUACCAUGUUAUAUAUGCCAGUCUAAUGAUCUCAUAUCUCCAUAAGUGUGUUGUGUCUAGGGAGGUGAGUUGGGAUUGGGCCAAAGUCUUUUACUUCAUCUAAUUGAGUGCUUUUGCCUUGACAUUCAGAGCCUUCUGGGUUGCAAGUAAACAGUGGAGGGAUGAUGAUUGGAUAUGAAGCAAGGCAGGGAUGCUGUCUCCCCGUAAUAGUUUACAUUUUGGGCAAUUCUGUAAAUGAUUUCAGUGAAACAUGUCUUUUGUUUCGUUUUUGGUGUGAGAGGGUGGGCAUUGGUGGGUUUAAAUUGUCUGCAAAAUCAAGUUAAAAGUAACCACUCAGUGAAAAUCUCCCAUUUUAAAGUAUAUGUUAUACACAAAUAAUGGCUUUUGUGGCUUGUCCUAUUCUCAUUGUUGUGGUCAAAACAUACAUUUGAGAACAAACAUCAGCCAUAUACUUGUAUUGCUAACACACCAUUUGUACACCUUUCAGAGGUCAAAGCUCUCCCAUUAUAUUCCUACAUUGAGAAGCUGCUUCUUAACAUAAUUAAAGAUUUUUGGAAGUAACUAUUUUAUUAAUUUGUAAAUUAUACUACAUGGAAAUCUGGAAACAAUGUGCAGUUACCUGAAGUUACCAAAAUAACUCAAAAUGCAUUUUGGAAUAUUGGAAUGUUUUAUUUCCAUUUGAUAGACAUAAUAGUCAAUUAAUUAGUACAUCAAAUCUUGGAUUGGUGAAUUAUUUUAAAUUGUUAGUUUCAAUGUAUUUUUUCCCCGCUGUCUCUGCUAUGUUUCUCCUAUGCUACCAUUGAGGGGUUUUCAUAUUUUAUAGAAAAUGAUUUCCAGAACAGUAUGCACGUUACAUGUUUAUACCUCAGGGAGGUGGUGUUGAGUUAUAUAUGAAUAUGUGGUCUGCUAGUCCCAACAAUGCUGAAAACCAUGACUGUUGUUUGUAGGCCAAUAAAACAUCAAUCCAU